ACCGACUUUGACACUUGAUCGAAUACUCUCUGCAGAGGAGCCUACCCACAAAGUUUGAAACCUUUCAAAAAAAUGUAUCGAAGCGUCUAUGGAAUCGUUCUCCUGCUGGGUGGCAUUUUUCACGGUGUACAAGCGGCACCUAAUCUCCAGCACAAUAUCGAUAGCCGUGCGCAGCCAGACAGAGUUACUCCAACCCACGGCUACUGGUGCGAGAAAGGGAACCUGGUUAUCAUCUCGGGAUCCAUACGAGAUGAGAAGCCAUGUGGUGGAGAUAAUGGUCAGUGUUGCUCGACGAGCCCCGAUCAUACUAAGGGGGAUUGUUUGACUUGUCAUGCGGUUCAUGGCUGUCCCGGGAAUUGUCCAUGAAGAUAUUGAUGGAUUUGAAAGAGGGAAGGGAUGAGGUUGUCAUGGAUUUGAGUUCCAUGUAUGUGAAGAGGUGGUCUCCUUUGCUUCAUCAAAACAGAGAAUCAAUCCGGCUUCUUCGAA
Molecule: messenger RNA, 486 nt
Organism: Cercospora beticola
Lineage: Eukaryota; Fungi; Ascomycota; Dothideomycetes; Mycosphaerellales; Mycosphaerellaceae
Source: RefSeq, a predicted model, not a curated record